Molecule: messenger RNA, 7755 nt
Organism: Salvelinus fontinalis (brook trout)
Lineage: Eukaryota; Metazoa; Chordata; Actinopteri; Salmoniformes; Salmonidae
Product: unconventional myosin-VIIa-like
Exons: 48
Coding region: 422-7045 (2207 amino acids)
Cellular component (GO): myosin complex; cytoskeleton
Molecular function (GO): protein binding; ATP binding; cytoskeletal motor activity
Source: RefSeq, a predicted model, not a curated record
ACACAGACAGCCUUCUCUCUCUCUUGUUGCUGUUGUUUUUAUCCCUCUGUGUGGGUCUGAGCCUGUAGGAGCAGUGUUGGCCGGAGGCGGGGAGGACAGUGGAUUGUUAUGUUUUUAUUAUUACUCGCUCCUUUUCUCAAACUUAGAACCAGAGAGGAAGAGGCAGAGCCAAUAUUCAUUGCACCAUCUUUGAUAUCAGAACACAUCUGGACAGGAAGUGACAUCACAUUACCGUUGGCAACCACUUGGUGUGGAGUUAGUGGGAUGUGUAUAGGACUUGAGGUUUGGACUACUGGGCAAAUUAGGGUUGGAUGGUGGAAGACUUUGAGAAGGUGUGUGUGAGGAAUAGAGUACUGGAGGACUGGGGUUUGGCCAGUGGAAGACAUUGAGGGUUGUCUGUGUGUGUGGACUAACAGUGACGAUGUACAAACGUCGUGACUAUGUGGACCUGUAUGAGAAAGACCAGGCUAAAUGGGCUCUAGUACGAAACGUCAACACUGUCUUCAAGCACUCUACACUGCUACCGGGGGACUAUGUGUGGUUGGACCUGAAGGCGGGCCGGGAGUUUGUGGUCCCCAUCGGAGCCGUGGUCAAACUCUGUGACUCUGGACAGAUACAAGUUCUGGAUGAUGAGGGGAACGAGCAUCGGAUAUCCCCCCAGAAUGCCACCAACAUUAAGCCCAUGCACCCCACCUCCAUCCAUGGGGUGGAUGACAUGAUCCGCCUGGGAGACCUCAACGAGGCCGGUAUCCUCCGCAACCUGCUCAUACGAUAUAGGGAACACCUUAUAUAUACGUAUACAGGCUCUAUCCUGGUGGCAGUAAACCCCUACCAGGUGCUGCCCAUCUACACAGCUGACCAGAUCCGCCUGUACACCAAUAAGAAGAUAGGAGAGAUGCCUCCACACAUCUUUGCCAUUGCAGAUAACUGUUACUUCAACAUGCAGAGGAACAACAGAGACCAGUGCUGUAUCAUCAGUGGUGAAUCUGGAGCAGGGAAGACCGAGAGCACCAAGCUGAUCCUCCAGUUCCUAGCAGCCAUCAGUGGACAACACUCUUGGAUAGAACAACAGGUUCUGGAGGCUAAUCCUAUACUGGAGGCGUUUGGUAACGCUAAGACGAUCCGUAAUGAUAACUCUAGCCGCUUCGGGAAAUACAUUGACAUCCACUUCAACAAGAGAGGCGCCAUAGAGGGGGCCAAGAUAGAACAGUACCUGCUGGAGAAGUCACGAGUCUGCAGACAGGCUCGUGAUGAGAGGAACUACCAUAUCUUCUACUGUAUGUUGAAGGGCAUGCCUUCAGACCAGAAGAAGAAACUGGGACUAGGGAAAGCCACAGACUACAGCUACCUUACCAUAGGGAAGUGUACUGUGUGUGAUGGUCGUGAUGAUAUGAAGGAGUAUUCAAACAUCCAAUCAGCCAUGAAGGUGUUGAUGUUCUCUGACACUGAGAACUGGAUGAUCUCCAAACUAUUGGCCUCUAUACUACAUAUGGGGAACCUGCGUUAUGAAGCUCGUACUUAUGACAACCUGGAUGCCUGUGAGGUGGUCCGCAGCGUAGACCUGACUUCUGCUGCUACACUGCUGGAGGUGGACUGUAAAGACCUGAUGAACUGUUUGACCAGUAGGACUCUGAUCACUAGAGGAGAAACAGUCUCCACUCCCCUCAGUAUAGAGCAGGCACUGGACGUACGGGACGCCUUCGUCAAGGGGAUCUACGGUCGUCAGUUUGUGUGGAUUGUAGAGAAGAUCAAUGCAGCGAUCUACAAGCCUCCGUCCCACGAGCCCAAAGCCCUCAGACGCUCUAUAGGACUACUAGACAUCUUUGGCUUCGAAAACUUCACCAUCAACAGUUUUGAGCAGCUGUGCAUUAAUUUUGCCAAUGAGAACCUGCAGCAGUUCUUUGUGAGGCAUGUGUUCAAGCUGGAGCAGGAGCAAUACAACCUGGAACACAUCAACUGGCAACAUAUCGAGUUCACAGACAACCAGGACGCCCUGGACAUGAUCGCUAUCAAACCCAUGAACAUCAUCAGCCUCAUAGACGAGGAGAGCAAGUUCCCCAAGGGUACAGACACUACUAUGUUGAAUAAGUUGAACUCUCAGCAUAAGUUGAACACCAACUACAUUCCUCCUAAGAACACUUAUGAGACCCAGUUUGGCAUCCAGCACUUUGCUGGGGUGGUUUACUACGAGACACGAGGUUUCUUGGAGAAGAACAGAGACACCCUGCACGGUGACAUCAUCCAGCUGGUUCACUCCUCCAGGAACAAGUUCAUCAAGCAGAUCUUCCAGGCCGACGUUGCCAUGGGGGCGGAGACCAGGAAGCGCUCUCCCACUCUGAGCAGUCAGUUCAAGCGUUCUCUGGAACUGCUGAUGAGGACUCUGAGUGUGUGUCAGCCCUUCUUCGUACGCUGCAUUAAACCCAAUGAGUACAAGAAACCCAUGCUGUUUGACAGGGAGCUGUGUGUUCGUCAGCUGAGGUAUUCAGGCAUGAUGGAGACCAUUCGUAUACGCAGAGCUGGUUAUCCAAUCAGAUACACCUUUGUUGAGUUUGUGGACCGCUACAGAGUCCUCAUGCCAGGAGUCAAACCUGCAUACAAACAGGAGGACCUGAGGGGAACUUGUCAGCGAAUAGCGGAAGUUGUUCUGGGGAGAGAUGAUGAUUGGCAGAUGGGAAAGACCAAGAUCUUCCUCAAGGACCACCAUGACAUGCUGUUGGAGAUAGAGAGAGACAAGGCCAUCACGGACAAGGUCAUCCUUAUCCAGAAGGUUGUACGAGGCUACAAGGACAGGUCCAACUUCCUGAAGAUGAGGAAGUCGGCCAUGAUGAUCCAGAAGACGUGGCGAGGAUACCACUGUCGCAAGAACUAUGGAGCUAUGCGGGCAGGGUUCACCAGACUGCAGGCGUUGUAUCACUCCAGGCGGCUGUACGUAAUGUACCACGUGGCCAGACAGAGGGUGAUGGGUCUGCAGGCCAGGUGUAGAGGCUGUCUGGUCAGAAGGGCCUUCAGACACCGCCUAUGGGCCGUCAUCACCAUCCAGGCUCACACACGGGGCAUGAUCGCACGACGCCUCUACAAGAGACUGAAGGGAGAGUAUCGGAGAAGGUUGGAGGCAGAGAAGCUGCGUCUGGCUGAGGAGGAGAAACUGAGGAACCAGAUGAGCGCUAAGAAGGCCAAGGUAGAAGCAGAGCGUAACCACCAGGAGAGACUGGCCCAGCUAGCGAAGGAGGACACGGAGAGGGAGAAGAGAGAGAGGGAGGAGGUGCGUAAGAAGAAGGAAAUGGUGGAGCAGAUGGAGAAAGCCAGACAUGAGCCGGUGAACGACUCUGACAUGGUGGAUAAGAUGUUUGGCUUUCUGGGAACAACAAACUCCUUCCCUGGCCAGGAGGGGGCGCCACCAGCUGGGUUUGAGGACUUGGAGCGUGCCCAGAAGGAGCUUGAGGAGGAGGAUUUAGACGAUGUUGUUCCUCUCCCUGAGGAUGAGGAGGAUGACCUCUCAGAGUAUAAGUUUGCCAAGUUCGCUGCCACCUAUUUCCAGGGCACCACCACACACACCUAUGUCCGACGGCCGCUCAAACAACCGCUGCUGUUCCAUGACGACGAGGGCGACCAGCUGGCGGCGUUGGCGGUGUGGAUUACGGUGCUGAGGUUCAUGGGAGAUCUCCCGGAGCCCAAGUACCACACGGCCAUCACCGACGGCUCGGAGAAGAUUCCUGUGAUGACCAAGAUUUACGAGACGUUGGGCAAAAAAACCUACAAGAGGGAACUACAGGCCCUGCAGGGGGAGGGAGAGACCCCCCAUUCAGACAGCAACAAGAAGAACAGUGUCCGACACAAACUAGUGUCCCUCACCCUGAAGAAGAAGUCCAAGAUCACUGAGGAGGUGGCGAAGCGCCUGAACGACGGAGAGAUUAGUCUCCAUGGCAACAGCAUGUUGGAGGACCGGCCCACCUCUAACCUGGAGAAACUCCACUUCAUCAUCGGCAACGGAAUACUACGACCUGCCCUGAGGGAUGAGAUCUACUGCCAGAUCUGUAAGCAGUUGAACCAGAACCCGUCUAAGAGCAGUCACGCCCGCGGCUGGAUCCUCAUCUCCCUGUGUGUCGGCUGCUUCGCUCCCUCUGAGAAGUUUGUCAAGUACCUGCGUAACUAUAUCCAUGGCGGUCCUCCUGGCUACGCCCCCUACUGCGAGGAGAGACUCAGACGCACGUUUGUUAAUGGCACCAGAACACAGCCCCCGUCCUGGCUGGAGCUACAGGCCACUAAGUCUAAGAAGCCCAUCAUGUUGCCAGUAACCUUUAUGGACGGCACCACUAAGACGUUGUUGACAGACUCAGCUACUAACGCCAUGGAGCUGUGUAACGCCCUGGCAGACAAGAUCAGCCUCAGAGAUCGCUUUGGAUUCUCUCUCUACAUUGCCCUGUUUGACAAGGUCUCCUCCCUAGGCAGUGGUAAGGACCAUGUGAUGGACGCGGUGUCCCAGUGUGAGCAGUAUGCCAAGGAGCAGGGUGCCCAGGAGAGGAACGCCCCCUGGAGACUGUUCUACAGGAAGGAGAUAUUCACGCCCUGGCACAACCCUGCAGACGAUGCUGUGGCCACCAACCUCAUCUACCAACAGACUGUACGAGGGGUAAAGUUUGGAGAGUACCGCUGUGACAGGGAUGACCUAGCAGAGUUAGCCAGUCAGCAGUAUUAUGUGGACUACGGUUCUGAGAUCCUGACAGAGCGUCUGCUGAGCCUGAUCCCAUCCUACAUCCCCGACCGAGAGGUCAGCUCCUCCCGGAGUGUGGAGAAAUGGGCCCACGUUAUCAUGGCUGCCCACAAAAAGGGCAUCUACACCCAGCAGAGGUUUGACCCCCAGAAGGUGAAGGAGGAAGUGGUGGACUUCGCUCGCUACAAAUGGCCGCUCCUCUUCUCACGCUUCUAUGAGGCCUUCAAGCUCUCAGGUCCAAGUCUGCCUAAGAAUGAUGUCAUUGUGGCAGUGAACUGGACAGGGGUCUACUUUGUAGAUGAACAGGAGCAGGUGCUGCUAGAACUCUCUUUCCCAGAGAUCACUGCAGUCUCCAGCAGCAGAGGUGGUAAGCUGCAGGGGCAGAGCUUUACGUUGGCGACCAUGAAGGGCGAUGAGUUUACGUUCACGUCAACCAACUCUGAGGACAUCAGAGAACUUGUGAUAACGUUCCUAGAGGGCCUGAGGAACCGGUCCAAGUACGUGGUGGCUCUGCAGGACAACACCAACGCUGUUGGGGAGGAGUCUACGUUCCUGUCGUUUCAAAGGGGAGACCUGAUCCUAUUGGACCAGGAGACAGGUCAGCAGGUCAUGACCUCAGGCUGGGCCCACGGGGUCAAUGAACGGACCAAUCAGAAAGGAGAUUUCCCUGCUGACUCCGUCUACGUCCUGCCGACUGUUACCAGACCUCAGGCUGAUGUAGUGGCGUUGGUUACCAUGACACCAGACCAGCGACAGGAGACGGUCCGUUUGUCUCAGCUGGUUCUCCCGGAAACUGGAGAGGAGAGAGUUAAACCUUACACACUGGAAGAGUUCAGCUAUGACCACUUCAGACCUCCUCCCAAACACACUCUGAGCAGGGUGAUGAUUACUAAGAACAGAGGGAAGGCCUCAAUGUGGAGCUGCACCAGAGAGCCUAUCAAACAGCCUCUACUGAAGAAGGUCCUCAGCCAUGAAGACCUGUCACAGGACGCCUGUAUGGCCUUCAUAGCUAUGAUGAAGUAUAUGGGGGACUACCCGUCUAAGCGAAUGCGUUCGGUCAACGAGCUGACGGACCAGAUCUUUGAAGGAGCCCUGAAGGCCGAACCUCUAAAAGAUGAGUUAUUCUGUCAGAUACUCAAGCAACUCACAGACAACCACGUCAAGUACAGUGAGGAGAAGGGCUGGGAGUUGCUGUGGCUGUGUACAGGUCUGUUCCCUCCUAGUAACAUGCUGCUGCCUCAUGUCCAGCGUUUCCUUCAGUCCAGGAAACACCACCCUCUGGCUCACGACUGUAUGACACGACUACAGAAGGCCUUACGGAAUGGCUUGAGGAAGUACCCUCCUCACCUGGUAGAGGUAGAGGCCAUCCAACAUAAGACCACCCAGAUCUUCCACAAGGUCUACUUCCCUGACGAUACUGAUGAGGCAUUUGAGGUGGAGUCCAGCACCAAAGCUAAAGACUUCUGUCUGGCAAUCUCUGCUCGCCUGCUGCUCAAAUCACCCGAAGGAUUCAGCCUGUUCGUAAAGAUCUCCGACAAGGUGAUAAGUGUACCAGAGGGAGAUUUCUUCUUUGACUUUGUCAGACACCUCACAGACUGGAUCAAGAAGGCCCGGCCCUCUAAAGAUGGUAUCAUACCGUCUCUGACCUACCAGGUGUUCUUCAUGAAGAAGCUGUGGACCAACACUGUUCCUGGUAAAGACUCCUUCGCUGACUCCAUCUUCCACUACUACCAGGAGCUGCCCAAGUAUCUCCGUGGUUACCAUAAGUGUAGUCGUGAUGAGGUGUUCCAGCUGGGAGCGUUGAUCUACAGGGUGAAGUACGAAGAUGACAAGUCUCACUUCCCCUCAAUACCCAAGAUCCUCCGGGAGCUGGUACCGCAGGACCUGAUUCGCCAGCUCUCCCCAGAUGACUGGAAACGGUCUGUAGUAGCGUAUUUCAAUAAGCAGGCUGGUAAGUCCAGGGAGGAGGCCAAACUCCACUUCCUGAAGAUCAUCUUUAAAUGGGCCACGUUCGGAUCUGCCUUCUUCGAAGUCAAGCAAACCACAGAGCCCAACUUCCCAGAGAUCCUCCUGAUUGCCAUCAACAAGCAUGGAGUCAGCCUCAUAGACCCAAAGACCAAGGACAUCCUGACCACCCACCUGUUCACUAAGAUCUCCAACUGGAGCAGUGGCAACACCUACUUCCACAUCACCAUCGGCAACCUGGUCAGGGGCAGCAAGCUGCUGUGUGAGACCUCACUGGGCUAUAAGAUGGAUGACCUCCUGACUUCCUACAUCAGCCAGAUGUUGACCACCAUGAGUAAACAGAGAACUGGGCGGGGCCACAGCAAGUGAACUUCCUAUUGGCAGGAAGCUGCAGAGCUUAUUAGAAUACUGCGCCCUGUUGGCCAGCCCUGCAGCUGGGGGCGGAGCUUCUCUAACCAGGUGUGGAGGAUGAGCCGGAGCCCCUCCUCUAGCACUGCCUCCAGCUAUGCCCAUAGCAACGUCUAUAGCAACAACCCUAGCAACGAUCCUGAUGACGAGCCCUCCAGUGAGGAUGACUACCUCUGAACCCCUUUAUCCUCCCAGAGACACUGUACACACACACUGUACACACACUGUACACACACACUGUACACACACACACACACACACACACACACACACACACACACACACACACACACACACACACACACACACACACACACACACACACACACACACACAAAGGUUGUGAACACACAUACAAUGGGUGUUUUUAAACAUUGCGUUUAGACUAAAGAAUUAGCAGUUGGCAGUCUGUUACCAAUGAGACGCUAGUUAUUCAUCAAUCAUAGGAUGGACAGAAUGAAUGGAGAGCCAUGUGAUUGGGUACUUUAGCUAGACAAUUAAGUAGUUACUGAAAACAUUUAUUACGUUAACUUACUGAGUAAAAUAAUCAUAAAUAGCUUUAAUAUAUUGUUUUCUUCCAGGUCUGUUCAUGACAGAGGUUUGCAUGCUCUUACUGUAGCUGAAUAGAUUUUUACUGAACUGUCAAUACAUUUUUUCGAGUUUUGUCUAAA